This is a messenger RNA of Vespa mandarinia (Asian giant hornet), 4200 nucleotides long. RefSeq lists its product as uncharacterized. Gene Ontology annotation, biological process: blood coagulation, common pathway; fibrinolysis; blood coagulation. Lineage: Eukaryota; Metazoa; Arthropoda; Insecta; Hymenoptera; Vespidae. The record is from RefSeq and is a predicted model, not a curated record. Gene Ontology annotation, molecular function: extracellular matrix structural constituent; protein-macromolecule adaptor activity. Gene Ontology annotation, cellular component: fibrinogen complex.
AGAAUUCUUCCUAGCGAGCUACAUAUUUCGAAGCAACAACCCUACUUUUCCAUCACUAUGGCAAACUCUUUCCGUUGGCUACCGGCACACCGUGUUCUCCCGAGCGUUCGAUAGCCCCGGAUCGGAGGAGGCUUGUCGUUCUCCUCCCGCGUGCGCCGCGGCCGCACACUCUAAGGGAGACGCGGAAAGCAACCGGCUCGACACUUUGCCAGACGCCGUCUUUCAGGACGGAUCGAGAGUAUCGAACGACAUCGUUGCUUACUUUUUUUUUUCCUCCUUCGUUUAAUUCCGCGUCGUCUCGUUUCUCGUCAUAAUCCAAAACCCUACCGCUGCCCACUCCCUCCUUCCAACACCACCACCACCACCACCACCAACCCAUCUUUUUUUUUUUUUUUUCUUCAAAAAUCACGAUCCCCCAUUUUCGAUCCAUCGUUAUCCAAGUGAAUACGCGCUCGUUAUUAAUCGUAUUAUAUACGAUUUUCUUUAUAUCCGGAGUUCGAAGAUCGAUAAAAUUUACGGGGAUUUCUUCUUUUUUUUUUUUUUCUUACUUCCCCCACCCGUCCUUUCAAAUCGCCAAAUCGAAAAUAUCGGUGAAAGAAAUUGUAUUUGAACGAUUCCGAUUGACGGAGAACAUGACAUUUGAUUGUAAUUUCGUUAAUCCCUUGGUCGUAUUUUUACGAUAAAGAAAAAAAAAACAAAAAAAAAAAAAAAAGAAACAAAAAAGAAAAAGGAAGAAAAAACAAGAAAAGAAAGGAAAGGAAAAAAAGAAAAGGGAUAGAAAAAAAAACGGCAAUACAGAUUAUUUAAGAUUAUAAACUUUGCAAAUAUCGUACGUGUCAAGGUUAAAAAAGGAUCAAUAACGGUCGGGAGAGAAGAGAAACCGGGUAACACACCGGGUUUCGUUCGAACCUGUCGAUCCUCCUACCGUGGAGAUUCGUACGACGGUUCUUGAUCCAUCUCGAUCGUCGCGAGUGACUCGAACGAGAUCUCUUUGAUCGUAUACGAAGAAGAGAAAAGUGCUCGACGUGAAUUUUUGUGACUGACAAUAAGAAUCAAGUGCAUACAGACAAAUAAUUGAUACUAUCUUUUCUAUCUCUAUCUCUAUCUCUAUCUCUAUCUCUAUCUCUAUCUUUAUCUCUAUCUCUCUCUGUGUCUCUUUCUAUCUUUCUAUUUCUUUAUUUUGAUCGAAUCUUCUACAGUUGGAUAUAUUAAAAAGAGUGACAAGGAGGACGAGUUUGUAUAGUGUUUCUCAGCGAAAAAGUGCCGAUAACUUUCUCUCUCUCUCUCUCUCUCUCUCUCUCUUUCUCUCUCUUUUCCUUCCUCUUUCUCUUUCUCUCUUUCUAUCUUUCUCUUUCUCUCCCUAUCUCUACUCUUCUCUCUCAAACGGCAACGAGGUCGAGGGUUUCGUGAGUAUGAGAGAGGUGGCAAUUAUCGCCGUUUGCCUUCUGGGCUUCGUCACCGCCGGGAGUCCUAGAUUGCCCAGGACCUCCGCGGAUCAACGCAAUACUCGCAAUGCCAGUGUCAACGUUAACAAUGUCACCGGGAACUCUCUGUCACCACCCUCUCGCGGUUCCCAAAGGAACAGGGAACAGUAUCUCUUCAACGUCUUUGAGGUCAUCGUCUCGACCCUUGAAUCAAAGCUACAACGAAUCGAGAAUCUUGAUAAAGCUGUUGAACAUCUGAUGAGGCGAGUCGAAGCCUUGGAUUCGAGGGUCAACGACAACAUUGACAAAACAGACGCUGUCAUCGCUAAACUCAGGACAUUGGAUUUGAAACUGUUCAAUGCACAUCCUCCGAUAUCGCAGGAACAAAUCCAUGCGAGAUCGGCUGAUAAUAGGAGGGAGGAUAACGAGGCUGAAAGUGUUCCGAUAAUACGAUUGAUCCAUCAUGACAAUGACGAAAGAUCGCCAGAAUCUCUCGGUGAGAAAUUGAUUUCUCUUGAUCAGAAGGUCUCCGAUAUCGAUCACAAGCUUGUUAAUCUAAAGAAUCAACUCGACAAUAAUUUCUUACAAAACGACGACAUAAAUGCCGAGGCAAGCGAAAAGAAGCCUGUCAGUAUGAGCGUCGUUGAGAUCACGAAGGCGAUGAGCAACGAGGUUAUGAAUCACGUGUCGAUCGAGAUCGAGAAUCUUAGACAAGCCACCGGUGCGUUGGAUCGUAAACUUCAAUUUCAUAUCAACCUGGUCUCGGACAAUUUAGGAGCUAUAUACAAUCUGAUGACUGACGUACACGACGCGGUCGUUGACAAAGCUAUUGUUAAUGAUCACAGAAAUUCGACUACGACUCCUCAGCCACCACCAAAACAGAGCAAGUUCGAUCGUUUGGUCGAAAGAAUGCAUCCCAUGUUAACUGUUUCCGAAAAAAUGGACGAAGUUUGGAACGUCGUGGUCGGCACGAAAAAUUCGGUGGACGAUCUACUUCCAAAAUCCGACGAGUUGCUUACUCAAACGCAAAGGCAGGAGAGAGCGAUCAAUGAGAUUCACGCUGAUCUUAGAACGAAGACGAAUAAGAUAAUAGAAAAUUUGGAAGGCGUCGAGAGUAGGCUUAAGAAACAAGAGGAUGACGUGGCUACGUUGGCACAACGACAAAUACCCGCAGAAUUAUUGUUGGAUCCAACGAUAGAUCGGCUUGUCGAAUAUGAUCCAGGAAGAUAUGUUAACCUGCAGAACGAAAACUUCGUUACGGAAAUCUCAUCCUCGUCGUCUAUGACUGCAACAACGAUUCCACCGUCUAUUCAAACGUCAACUUCGACCUCUUCGACGUUCCUCACAUAUACCACGUCUUAUCCGUCAAGUAAUGGAUCAUUGGCAACAACCCCCAUGACCCCAACUUCUGCUGGACCACAAAGAUCAACGACUAGGAAUCGUGGUGUUAUAUUCCCGAGUGUUAAAAAUAAACCAAGUCCUGCUAACACAACCUUCACCAGUGACAUCUUAAUCAAUUACAAAGAUAUCAAGGGUUUCUCGUGCGUGGACUUGCUAAAUGCAGGUAUGAGAGACAACGGUGUCUAUUAUCUUCAAAUACGAGGUACUACAUAUUGGUUCCUCAAGGUCUACUGUGAGCAGGAAAUUGCCGAUGGUGGUUGGACGGUAAUACAAAGAAGAGACGACUUUGGUGAACCUAGAGAAAACUUUAACAGAGAUUGGGCCGAUUACAAAAAUGGUUUUGGUAAUCCGGCUCGAGAAUUUUGGUUAGGAAAUGAGAAUAUCUAUAUGUUAACCAAUAACGAGGAUUACAUGCUCCGAGUUGAAUUGGAAGAUUUCGAAGGGAAUAAAAGAUACGCACAAUAUAUGCACUUUAAAAUAUAUUCCGAGGGUGAAUAUUACAAAUUGGAAAUCGAUGGGUACGAAGGUACUGCUGGUGAUUCUUUGAAUGAUCCAUGGUAUGGAUCUAACAAUAGUCCAUUCUCGACUUAUAAUAGAGACAACGAUAGAUCUUCGUUGAAUUGUGCGUCAAUGCUAAAGGGUGGUUGGUGGUGGAAAUCUUGUGGACGUGGAUUAAAUGGACUUUAUCUUAACGAUCCUCAAGAUUUAUCGGCUCGACAAGGAAUCGUAUGGUUCCGUUGGAGAGGAUGGGAUUACACGUUAAAAAGGGCGACCAUGAUGAUAAAACCUAAAGGACCAACGGCGUUCACCUAAACGAACGUUUUACGAAUUUUUCCCUCUAUUUUUUCUUUUUUCUUUCUUUCUUUCUUUCUUCCUUUUUUUCAUUUGUUUUUUUUUUCCUUUUCUUUCCUCCUUUUUUUCUUUCUUUUCAUUCCCAGACAAGACGCAGUGUACGACGUGAAACGCGUAGACUUAACGUGAAAACGUAAACGAAAAUGUAAACGUAAGAAUGACAAAGAAAAGAAGAGAAAUGAAAAGAAAAGAAAAGAAAAAAGAAAAAAAGGAAAAAAAAAGAAAAGAAUGAAAGAGAAGAUUAUUAUUUUAUACGACGCAGACGAUUAAUCAUCUAAUCAAUUAAUUUACAAUAUAUUUAAACAUCGUUGUCUUCGAUUGUUCGCGAACCACCGAUUUUUAACUUAAGUUGAAACAGAAAAGAAAAAAAAAAAGAAAAAAAAAAGAAAAAAAAAGGAAAAGAAUAAUUCAUCGUCGUUGUCUCUUUAUGUCGUCAUUGAAAAACUCAAAAGAAAAGAAAUCCGACGUUUAGCGUAGAAUAUUAUAAAUUAUUAUACGAUGCGUUACGUUUUACGUUUCUGUU